Messenger RNA from Uncinocarpus reesii 1704, 1755 nucleotides. Its product is annotated as phosphate:H+ symporter. Bases 1 to 1755 code for a protein of 584 amino acids. The transcript has 3 exons. Gene Ontology annotation, biological process: transmembrane transport; phosphate ion transport. The record is from RefSeq and is a predicted model, not a curated record. Gene Ontology annotation, cellular component: membrane. Gene Ontology annotation, molecular function: phosphate transmembrane transporter activity. NCBI's taxonomy places the organism in Eukaryota, Fungi, Ascomycota, Eurotiomycetes, Onygenales, Onygenaceae.
AUGGCCACGCUCACUUCUGGCGGCAAUUCUGCGUUUAAAAACUUCCACAACCAGUUCGCCCACGUCCAAGAUCCAAAUGAACGUCGCCGUCUGGCCCUUGCAGAAAUCGACAAAGCCCCAUUUGGGUGGUAUCAUAUUCGAGCCGUUGUUGUGGCAGGUAUCGGCUUCUUCACAGAUGCCUAUGACAUCUUCGCUAUCAAUCUGGCGAGUGCCAUGUUGGGUAUUGUCUUCUGGCUCGACGCCAAGGAGAAGCCAGGAAAAAUCCCAUCAAGUGCCGAUACUGCAAUCAAGGUUGCAACUUCUGGUGGAACCGUGAUCGGCCAGGUUGGCUUUGGAUGGCUCGCCGAUGUUGUUGGGAGAAAAAAAAUGUAUGGGCUUGAGUUGAUGAUCAUUAUCUUUGCGACUCUGGCCCAGGCAUUAUCUUCAGACUCGCCUGGCGUGUCCAUUGUUGGUCUUUUGAUCUUCUGGCGCGUUAUCAUGGGAAUUGGGAUCGGCGGCGACUAUCCUUUAUCUUCCAUUAUCACUUCUGAGUUUGCAACCACCAAAUGGCGAGGUGCAAUGAUGGGUGCAGUCUUCGCCAUGCAAGGAAUCGGGCAGUUUGCUGCAGCCUUGGUUGCCCUGAUUCUUGCGGCGGGUUUCAAGGAGUCUCUAAAAACAGCAGCAACGGAAGCCGAAUGUUCUGGUGUUUGCCAGGUUGCUGUCGAUAAAAUGUGGCGCGUGGUCAUCGGAUUCGGUGCCGUUCCAGGCUGCAUAGCCCUUUACUAUCGACUGACGAUUCCAGAAACGCCACGGUACACAUUUGACGUCCAGCGAGACGAUAUCAAGGCUGCUGAGGACACCAAGGCUUAUAUGCAAGGUCAGCCUGGGGGCCACCCAGAUGAAAUCCAGCGCAUAGCCACAUUGCAACAGGACAACACGGAACUCGAGGUCCCAAAAGCUAGUUGGUCCGACUGCUGGGCACAUUAUAAACAAUGGAAACAUGGAAAGGUCCUCUUGGGUACCGCGGCCUCUUGGUUUUUCCUCGAUGUUGCGUUUUACGGACUCGGUUUGAACAACUCCAUCGUUCUCUCUGCAAUUGGCUAUACUGGCGGCGAUAACGUGUACGAAAUCCUCUUCAAUAGCGCGGUGGGCAAUCUAAUCUUGGUAUGCGCCGGAGCCAUCCCUGGAUACUGGGUUACCGUCGCCACCGUGGACACUAUCGGCCGUAAGCCGAUUCAGAUUAUGGGGUUCACGAUGCUCACAAUCCUUUUCAUCAUUAUCGGCUUCGCAUAUGAUAAACUUCUCCAGUCUCACAACGGCCUCCUAGCGCUAUACGUUCUCGCUCAGUUUUUCUUCAAUUUCGGCCCCAAUGCCACGACCUUCAUCGUUCCUGGCGAAUGCUUUCCUACCAGAUAUAGAUCCACAUCCCACGGCCUCAGUGCAGCUUCAGGGAAAGUGGGUGCCAUCAUUGCACAGUGCGUGUUCGGCCCUCUUGUCUCGAAGGGUGCAAAGCCAGGCUCAUCACAGAAGCCUUGGCUCAAACAUGUCAUGCAAAUCUUUGCUCUGUUCAUGCUGUGCGGAUUAUUUACCUCCUUCCUCAUUCCUGAAACUAAAAGAAAGACCUUGGAGGAGCUGGCUGGUGAAGUUCCCGGCACGCCUAAUUAUGACCCUGUCAUGGCAGGUCACACAGUAAAAGGCAAGGCAGGCGGAAAGGAGACGUCAGGGACAGGGUCUCCCGAAAUACAACCAAAUGAUGUGCAUACAACGAUUGUUUGA